Molecule: messenger RNA, 3139 nt
Organism: Sycon ciliatum
Lineage: Eukaryota; Metazoa; Porifera; Calcarea; Leucosolenida; Sycettidae
Exons: 3
Coding region: 925-2400 (491 amino acids)
Biological process (GO): regulation of dopamine secretion; calcium-ion regulated exocytosis; cellular response to calcium ion
Cellular component (GO): exocytic vesicle; plasma membrane
Molecular function (GO): calcium ion binding; SNARE binding; clathrin binding
Source: RefSeq, a predicted model, not a curated record
GAUGGCAGUUUAGAUCGUCCUAACCAUGAUGAUAACACUGUAGCCCGGAUUUCAGUUAGCACAACUGCAGUUUCGACACGCUGCACUCUAACACGAGAUUCCGUAUCGGCAACGGGCCGGGACGGGGACUGAAGAAGGGCUUCCUCAGCGAUUCAGAAGCGCACUGCACGCUGUAGUCUUUGCAGAAGACCCCGGCGUUUGUCUUGUAAAACCGAAGUGAGCGCGACCAUUUGGAGUUAGACGAGCUGUAGAUCCAGCCGAUCAGUCUCGGCUGCCGCCCGCUCCCAGUCCAGGGCCUUUUCUGCGAUGUGAUGAAAGCAUGCGGCAAGGAAUUUUAGCGGCCGCGUUCAGGCCAGAGCAAAGUAUCAGUAGUCGUGUAGUGGGAAGAUGGAGACAACACCCGAGAAACUUAGGCCUAGGGUGUCGGGACUGCGUCUCGAGUGUGAACGAAUGCACCAGGCCGCCGGUUCUCGCCUAUUUCGAGCGCGGACGCUACAACAGUCAACAGUUCAGUUUACUUGGACGAUUUGUUCAGGCACGUGUUUUAGCCCAAGUGACAGUUACGAGGAAGAAGACCACCGAGUCUUUGCUGUUUUAUCGUCGACUGGGUGAACUUGUCCUUGAGUGGUUCCUGCUCGCGAGGGAGUUCGUUGGACGAGUGAAGAGCUUGUUUGUACCCAGUAUGCCGUAGUAACAUUAUAACUGAACAAUCUGUGCGAGGUACGUGCCUGGUGUGUCGGAUCCUGCAACUCCGCGUGGCAGUUCAAGUGGACAGCACUCGAUUCGUAAGCAUCGCUGUGAGUUUCCAAUAAUACGGUAAUACUAGCUACUGACUGUUACCUGUUACUGCGGCCUUGGUAGUUGGAGUGGUGCAAGAUUGGUGUGCUCCCGGACUCCCAACUGCGCACACACGUGCCAGAGGUGAUGCCGACACUAUACGGAACCAUGGCGAACUCCAGCGUGGGACCACGGUUAACCGUGGCCGGCAUGGGGUCGGCAUUCAGUGUAGAUAUUGCGGGCACCGGUAACAGCACGGUCACCGGCCCAGCCACCGACGACGGGCAGAUUGACUACUACGAUCGAGAUCGGCGCAUUGCACUCGGAGUGGUCAGCGCGUUCCUCGUCACCAUCAUGCUCCUCAGCGGCUUGGCCGUCGUCUACUAUUACGUGUUGCGACGAAGACGUCGACGCAAGGGAAAGGAUCGCCAUGACAACGAGUACCCACGACGACGCUUCAGCAUUCCGUACGGCAAGAAACCCAAACUGCCGCCCAAGCCGGCAAAGAAGAAAGCGACGACUCCAUUCAAAACCGCCUCGCGUCCUGCGCACACUAUUCACUACAGCCUGGUCCCGCCCAAGACCAAGAAACAUGUGCUGAACACGAAAUCGGAGACCGACAGUGCCACUGGCACUAAGGACACGUCGUCCCCCGUACCGCAUACUCAACCCCACCAGCAUGAGCAGCUGACCAAGGGCGUAACCAAAAGCUACCAGAGCACGUCGCUACGGCGAGUGACCGCCGUCACCCACGAGAGCAGCGGCAGUAGCAGUUACUAUGAGCCGCUCUCCACCGGACCGGGAACGAGGUCGAACAGCAUGGAUGAUCUGUUAGACGGUCCCCACCGUCGAUCGACAGAAUCACGACCCAAGACGUCCGACGACGUGUUCUCUGACGCUCCGUCGCGAUCAUCGCCGCCGAAGCCGCGCCGGGAAACCGCAGGCGAGGACGCAGCCCGCAACGAGAUGUGCCUGGCAAGCGAGCUCCUACUGACCAUGCAGGAAGAACAGGAGAUGAAGGCCGUCGCCAGCGACAACUCACCCAAGGGCCAAUCCCCCGGCACGUUCCCACCGCCACUGACCAAACGUCCAACCGGCCUGUCGGCUAUGUUGCCCAUGGGACUUGACUAUGACGAAGAUGCUCUACUGGAAACACUGCGAAAUCAACAGAAAGAGGGUGCCGGUUACGUAACAGACGAGGAGCUGAUCGAGAGCAGUGUUCACGGCACCAUACAGCUGAUAGUGCGCUUCGACACCAGUCGCGUGUUCCACGUCAUGGUCAAGUGCCUCAACGACUUGCAGAACAUCGGCGGAGGGGAGGCGGCACUGCCAAACGCGUUCGUCAAGAUCCGCCUGCUGCCCGACCGCAGUGCCAAGUGCAAGACGCGGGUGAUCAAGCGCUGCAACAACCCCAUCUACAAUGAAGAGUUCCUCUUUGCCGGCUACUCCAUGACGUUCUUGCAACGUGCAAAGCUGCAAAUACAGGUGUUUCAUUAUGAUCUGCUAUCUAAGAGGCAACUGAUCGGUGAGCUCUCCAUUUCACUUCGUCAUCUCAACCUGCCCAAGGGAGUGACACUCUGGAGAGGUCUCAAUGAGCCACGGCGUGAGGAACGGGCUGCCUGAUUGCACAGAGGAUGCUGUGUGAGGGUCGAUCUGGCUUCUUGCAUAUUCUGUUGAAGCUGGAUUGCUUGGGGUGUGCAUGGGUGUAUAGAGAGCAAGAGAGUCAGACGCAGACUCUGUGUGUCCGUAUACAACAGUGGGUGUGAGGGUACUUUUGUUUUGGGUGUGUGUAUGUGUGUGUGUGUGUGUGUACGUGCAUGUGUGUGUGUAUGCGUGCGUGUGUGUGUAUGUGCGUGCGUGCGUGCGUGCAUGGGUGAAUGUAUGCGUCAGCACAGGUAUAUCUGUCCCAAAGACUCUAUUCUUCAUGUUCUGUCUGUGCAUUUCCAAUUUUAUAUCGACAGUAUCCACGAUAUUUGACUGUGCACAAGUGAACUAAAGUUGCAGAAAGUAACAAUCGCUCUAAUACGGUGUGACUGUUUGAUCGAAAAUCUGCAGUACGUUUUCCCUUGCGCUCAUGGUACCAUAAACAUCAGAAGUUUCUUUUGUGUUGCACGGAGAACCAAAGCUUUUGUUGGAUUUCAUUUCUUCAUUCUACUUGGUACGAAGUACCUUUUUCCGCAGCCUUCUGGCUUGUGUAUUUGCGACUACUCAACUGCCAAUAAAAGCUGCUCUGCUGUUCUCUUACAAAAACCGAUUCUACAACCAUGUAAUUAUCACUUAUCUCCGAAUCCAACAUGGCAUAGAAGUGGUCUACUCUCACUAUAAAGCUUAUACGAAUCCAGCCUAAUGGCGGUGAAACUAA